AUGGCAGGAAAACGACCCGCUUUCACCGAUGAAUACCUCAUUCGGCAUUUCAAGACCAACCCCCGGGGCCAGUAUACCAUUGCAUUUCUUGGAACUACCCUUUUUGGCAGACUCAAGUGGUAUGCAGCUCAUGAACCUCGCAUUUUUAAGGAGAACCCUUGCAUCUUGAAUCUAGGCGGGCACCUGGGCGCCGACAGGAUCCAAAACGUUCUGGCUCUCAUUGACCAAGGUUUUCUUCGUUCUCUCCAGAACCACCAGCCAAACCUCCAAUCCUUCUACCUCCAAAUGGGAACCGACCACCUUACCGAGAACGGCUUGUCUAAUUCGGCUGUCCAAGACUACGUUAGGGUAGUCAAGAGCAUACAAGAGGAGUUUCCAAAUGCGUAG
Fusarium pseudograminearum CS3096 is the source of this 387-nucleotide messenger RNA. RefSeq lists its product as uncharacterized. Bases 1 to 387 code for a protein of 128 amino acids. The transcript has a single exon. Lineage: Eukaryota; Fungi; Ascomycota; Sordariomycetes; Hypocreales; Nectriaceae. The record is from RefSeq and is a predicted model, not a curated record.